CCUUGGAGAGGGGAGGGUUUUCUGGACUCCGUGUUAUCUCCAUUAGCAGGUUCACUGUAGUUAUCAUCCUCAAAACACAAACUGACUUCCUUAGGCUAUUAUCUAGAAGGACGUGGAGAGCAAAUGGUCACCAGAUGUAUCUCUCAAAAUGGGAUCCUCUUUUAGAGGAUAAACGUGACAGCCCUUUGGCUCUCGUCUGGGUCUCGCUCAAGCACAUCCCCUUCUUCCUUACUAACGCCCAAUCCCUAUUCUCUAUUGUGAAAACUCUGGGGAAACCAAUUCAAAUGGAUGAGACCACAUCGAGGGGUGGAUAUUUAUUUUCUGCAAGAGUUCUGGUGGAGAUGGACGCGUCCAAACCCAAACAACCUGCCAUUCUGGUACGUACUCCUGCAUGGGAUCGUGAAAUUCAUCUCACUUAUGACCUUCCUUCUUACUGCAUAACUUGUGGACGCUGGGGUCACUGCUGCAAAAAAUCCCAACCCGUCGGAAAAGUCCUCACCGGCGGGGCAACCUUGGUAGGUGCUAAUAAUGAACACUCCUCUCCCUUGAACUACCUGGCACUUCUCUCCACCGUUGAGGACAUUGACACCCCAGGCACACCAGGGCUGAAAGAACUGCAUUAUGGAAUGCCAUAUCAUAUAGGGCCCCUAGCAUACAUCCAUGGAUCAUUGGAGGAGAUUUUAACUGCAUCCACAGCCUUGACCAACACAAAGGGAACUGCAAUCCUUGCAAUAACUCAGUGGAGAAUUUUAGAGAAUGCAUGGAAGCUGGCAAUCUCCUUUACAUCCAUCCUUCAGGAGGACAUUUUUCUUGGAGUGGGAAAUGAAGCAAUGGGAAGCUUUGGCGCAGACUGGACCAUUUUUUUAGCAACCAACAGAUGCUGGAUAGGACUAGCAGUCUACAACUCUCUAUGCUUAAAGCUUAGGAUCUCCUCCAUCAAGGAUGAUCUUGGCCUGAACAUCGAGGGGGACAGUAACAUUGCUUCACACGCAAUUGAUUACUACACCAAGAUCUACUCUGAAGAAUCAGUCAGUAUUAACCCAGAACUGCUCUCAUAUAUUCCUAAGAACAUUAAUGAAGGGGAUAAUCAAAUGCUUUGUGCUGUUCCACAAGAGGAGGAAAUAAGGGGGGCCAUCUGGGACCUCAACUCCCAUAGUGCACCAGGCCCAGAUGGAUACACUGGGACUUUUUUCAAAACCUUCUGGCACAUAGUCCAUGAAGAAGUGACUAGAGCAACCCAAGAGUUCUUCCUGGGUCUGCCCAUUCUUAAAUCCUACGGGGCCACUCUCCUCACUCUGAUUCCUAAGAUGGACAACCCUAAAUCUUUGGGAGAUUACAGGCCUAUCUCUCUGUCCACUUUCCUCUCAAAAAUCAACACUAAGAUACUAGCCAAUAGACUGGGUGCACUACUUCACAAACUCAUCAGCCCUGAGCAAAGUGGGUUUCAACCAGGUAAAGGAGUGGAAGAAAACAUCCUCCUUACCCAGGAGAUGAUCCACUGCCUUGACAACCCGUCUGGAAGUGCCAACAUUGCUAUUAAAGUGGACUUUGCAAAAGCGUUCGACAGAAUUUCUUGGCAGUUCUUAGAGGUUACUCUAAACUCCUUUGGCUUUUCCUCACAGUCCUGCCAUCUUCUCCUCUCCACACUCAAGGCCACCCAUUUCUCCAUUCUCAUUAAUGGAUCUCCUCAUGGGUUUUUCAAAAUGAAGAGAGGGGUUAAGCAAGGUGACCCUCUCUCCCCCCUUCUCUUCAUACUUGGAAAUGAGGGUUUAAGUAGAAUGAUUAAGGGGAAGGUUGAGGAGGGUUACCUUAAAGCCAUCCAAACAGGGAGAAGCCAACCACCCUCCCACCUUGCAUAUGCAGAUGACAUAAUUUUUUUCCUAAAUGGCCAUUUCAUAAACCUGAUCAGAUUCAAAGGGAUUAUUGACUGCUUUCUCAAUUCAUCAGGACACAUGAUCAAUCUCAACAAAAGCCACUUCUACACUGGCCCAAGAGUGAAGCCAGAAAUCAAAGCUAACAUGCAAAGGGCACUUCAAAUGGGAGAGGGCAAAUUACCUCUAAAUUACUUAGGGGCAACCAUUGGAAAAGCAAAUGCCCAAAUCUAUUCACAACAUGUUGAACAAGAAGAUGCAGAACUUUCUAUGGGGAUACAAAGAGGGAAGGCCUAAAUAUCAUUGGGUAUCUUGGAGAGGACUAUGCUUCCCAAAACAUGAGGGAGGUCUGGGCAUUAGACACCUGGAAGAUGUAGAAGCAGCAUACUCAGCCAAACUUUGGUGGAAGAUUAGGAACUCCCAUGGCAUUUGGGGAGAAUACAUGAGG
Molecule: messenger RNA, 2319 nt
Organism: Cuscuta campestris
Lineage: Eukaryota; Viridiplantae; Streptophyta; Magnoliopsida; Solanales; Convolvulaceae
Source: the annotation of a GenBank genome assembly